AUCAACUCGGCAGAUCGCGUAGUCCAUGCCCCGGCUUCCCGGCUUCCCGGCUCUGUGGCGCUCGGACGGUUCCCGGGUCCACCGCUUCUUUCGAGGGCGCAGACGAGGUGAGACCGGCGGGCUCCGAGGCCGGCUGGGUCUGGCACGCCCGCAAGACCCCCGCGUGGAUGCGUUUUGGGAUUGGGAUCCUGGGUCUCCGGCGAUCCGGAGUGUGGCAGCGCCGAGGAGGCUCUGUGUUACCCCGAGUGUCAACGGCUGCGGGAGGCAAGUUUGCUGGGGACAGAGUCUCGGCCACCAUGGCCCCCACGCUGAAGCAGGCGUACAGCAGGCGCUGGUGGAUGGCUUGCACCGCUGUGCUGGAGAACCUCUUCUUCUCCGCGGUGCUCCUGGGCUGGGGCUCCCUGCUGAUCAUGCUCAAGAAGGAAGGCUUCUAUUCCAGUCUGUGCACAGCCGAGAACAGGACCAACACCACCCAAGAUAAGCAGCAGCAGUGGCCAAGCUGUGACCAGCAGGACGAGAUGCUCAAUCUGGGCUUCACCAUUGGCUCCUUCCUGCUGAGCGCUACCACGCUGCCCCUGGGGAUUCUCAUGGAUCGCUUUGGGCCCCGGCCUCUGCGCCUGGUGGGCAGUGCCUGCUUCGCUGCGUCCUGCACUCUCAUGGCCUUGGCGUCCUGGGACACUGAAGUUCUGUCUCCGUUGAUAUUCCUGGCACUAUCUUUGAAUGGGUUUGCUGGCAUCUGCCUAACGUUUACCUCACUUACGCUGCCCAACAUGUUUGGGAACUUGCGUUCCACUUUCAUGGCGCUCAUGAUUGGUUCCUAUGCAUCUUCCGCCAUCACAUUCCCUGGAAUCAAGCUGAUCUACGACGCUGGAGUGUCCUUCAUGGUCAUCAUGUUCACUUGGUCGGGCCUGGCCUGUCUUAUCUUUCUGAACUGUGCUCUCAACUGGCCCGCAGAAGCCUUCCCUGCCCCCGAGGAAGUGGAUUACACGAAGAAGAUCAAACUCAUUGGGUUAGCCUUGGACCACAAGGUCACAGGUGACCGCUUCUACACCCACGUAACCAUCGUGGGCCAGCGGCUGAGUCAGAAGGCCCCCAGCCUGGAGGAGGGGACUGAUACCUUUAUUUCAUCCCAGGAUGUCUCUGGUACUUCAGAAAAACAUCAGGAGAAGUCCGGCCCCUUUCGCAAGAGCCUCUGCUCCCCCAUUUUCCUGUGGAGCCUCGUCACCAUGGGCAUGACCCAGCUGCGGGUCAUGUUCUACAUGGCUGCCAUGAACAAGAUGCUGGAAUUCCUUGUGACUGGUGGCCGGGAACACGAGAACAAUGAACAGAGACAGAAGGUGCAAGAGACAGUGGAGUUCUACUCGUCCAUCUUUGGAGUCAUGCAGCUGCUCUGUCUCCUCACCUGCCCCCUCAUUGGCUACAUCAUGGACUGGCGCAUCAAAGACUGUGUGGAUGACCCAACUGAGCGCGCUCUGAGUGAGAGUGCUUCCUUUGGAGAUACCAGGGAUGGAACUACUACCAAGUUCACCAGACCACGCUACCGAAAGAUCCAAAAGCUCACCAAUGCCAUCAAUGCCUUCACCCUGACCAACAUUCUGCUGGUGGGCUUUGGCAUCACCUGCCUCGUCAGCAACCUCCAGCUGCAGUUGGUGGCCUUUGUCCUGCACACCAUAGUUCGUGGUUUCUUCCACUCGGCCUGUGGAGGUCUCUAUGCUGCAGUGUUCCCAUCCAAUCAUUUUGGGACACUGACAGGCCUUCAGUCGCUCAUCAGUGCUGUGUUUGCUCUGCUGCAGCAGCUGCUCUUCAUGGCCAUGGUGGGACCUCUGCGUGGAGACCCCUUCUGGGUGAACCUGGGCCUCCUGAUUCUUUCCUUCCUGGGAUUUCUGCUACCUUCCUACCUCUUCUACUACCGGUCCCAUCUCCAGAGAGAGUAUGCCACCAGUUUUCCAGACCCACAGAAGGUGCUCAAUGAUUCCAAGGUGGCUACAUAGACUCCUGAGGCUAAGGGACUUGGAGGACAGACAACCACAGCUUGAUAAAGCAAAGGGAAUGCCUCAGUGGCUUCUACCUGCACUGUGUGCAUGGAGCCAAAGGGCCGUGGAGUUAUAAAUACUAAGAGUUCUAUUUUUGUAGGGACUUGCAAAAAGGGAAACAAAACAGAAACCUCCAAAACAAAACAAAAAAAAAACCAGCCUUUAAAAAUCUUCUCCAAAGCAAGCUGUCUGUUAACUGAAGACAGUGCCUGUUCCAGUGGUACUGGGCCAUCUUCCUGGACUGGAGGAAACCAGAAUGUGGGGCUGCCCUUUCCCCACACUUGAAGCCCUAGGAGCCUCCUCUGUGGCACUGCCUCUGAAGACUCAUGGGAUCAGUGAACAGACUCUCCUAAGAUCGCAGCUGGCGUGUGCACACGUACAUCCUGUGCACAUGCGCAUGGCGACCUUUCCUGCAGGAGGGGCUGAGGUGCUGGCUGUAUCCACGAUUGGGUGUUGGGGCUGGAGGGC
This is a messenger RNA of Peromyscus californicus insignis, 2501 nucleotides long. It is a transcript of the gene Slc43a1, whose product is annotated as solute carrier family 43 member 1. NCBI's taxonomy places the organism in Eukaryota, Metazoa, Chordata, Mammalia, Rodentia, Cricetidae. Bases 168 to 1991 code for a protein of 607 amino acids. The transcript has 15 exons. Gene Ontology annotation, biological process: neutral amino acid transport; transmembrane transport. Gene Ontology annotation, molecular function: neutral L-amino acid transmembrane transporter activity; L-amino acid transmembrane transporter activity. The record is from RefSeq and is a predicted model, not a curated record.